Molecule: messenger RNA, 1128 nt
Organism: Kickxella alabastrina
Lineage: Eukaryota; Fungi; Kickxellomycota; Kickxellomycetes; Kickxellales; Kickxellaceae
Exons: 1
Coding region: 1-1128 (375 amino acids)
Molecular function (GO): hydrolase activity, acting on ester bonds
Source: RefSeq, a predicted model, not a curated record
AUGGUAAAUAUUUUCUAUGCUACUGUUCUUGCUGCAGCCGUAAUGGUUGGUGCCCGGGCUGGUAUCAACGGCACCACUAGCAACCCUACUCUCUACAUCUUUGGAGAUUCACUUUCGGACAUUGGAGGCAUGAAAAACAAAACAUUUGGCAUAAUUCCUCCAUGGCCCUUUUGGCAGGGCCGCUUUUCAUCGGGACCCCUGUGGAACGAGUAUCUGGCCAAGCUCCUUGGCUACAACCUGAUCAACAAGGCUGUCGGCGGAAGCACCUCUGAUGUUUCUAGCUCUUCUCUUACAGUGUACUCAAUUAUCAAUCUGCCCAUCUAUGUCCCAAGCACUAUGGACCAGAUAAAUGAGUUUAAAUCAAGCAGCCCAAUGUACAAGGCUUCCUGCGUAACCGAUGACGACAUUGUCAUACUUGCUGUUGGAGCUGAUGAUUUUUUGGCCGAAAUGGUCAAUCUGUCGACGAACAAGCUGACUGUUGAGAAUUUCUCUGAGACUUUAUCAAACAACAUUGUGUAUCAGUUGGAGCAGCUCCGCAGUAUUGGAUUCAAGAGAAUUGUUGUCGCCAACAUGGCUGCCAUUCAUUACACACCGUAUGCAGAUAUACUGGGUAUGAAGGAUGUGGCCAAUGUUACUAUAAACUACUAUAACAAACAGCUGGCCAUCAAGGCCAAUUCCUGGGCAAGCAGUGCCCCUGGGCUAAGCUUAUUUGCAAUUGCUGAUAUUGCUGGAUUCAUCGAAACCACACUCAACUCUUCCGAUAUUAUUAAUUCCUUAGGAAUCACAAAUGCCGAUUCGGCUUGUUUGGGCGGAAAUACGCUGAAGCUGGUAAAUUCAAAAAACAGAAUGUGGAUGUUUAUAAGCAUGCUUUUUAAUGUAAGCGAGACACUGAUGUGCUCAUCUCCAGAGAACUCUUACUUUUUUGAUGUUCUUCAUCCGGGUGAAAAGAUUACAAGACUGUUUGGAUAUUAUAGCAAUGCACUUAUCAAAUUCGCUAACAUUGGCAAGCAACUGCCUCCAACUAAAGCUAACCUGCUUGCCAUCAUCAACAAGUACAAUCUUGGAUCCACUGUUGUCAAGCCCGUUCAAAUAAUGAGAUAUGAUCCAUUAGCCCUGAACUUGGAGUAA